GUGUGCAGGCAGGAAGAGAUGGCGGCCAGGGAGAUGCAGGUCUACGCAAAGGUCAACAGCAAGCUCAAGGGCCGUACCGCUGCCUCGCUCCUGGACCCCCUUCUGGACAUGGGCUUCCCGGCACACACGGCGCUGAAGGCCUUGGCAGCCACAGGAAGAAAGUCGGCGAAAGAGGCAGCCGAGUGGCUGCGCUGUCAUUGCAAUGACCCUUCUCUAGAUGACCCCAUCCCUCAGGAGUAUGCCCUCUUCCUCUGUCCCACGGGGUCCCUGCUGGAAAAGCUUCAAGAGUUCUGGAGAGAGAGCAAGCGCCAGUGCACAAAGAACAGAGCGCAUGAGGUCUUCCCUCACAUAACGCUCUGUGACUUCUUCACGUGUGAAGACCAGAAGGUGGAGUACUUGUAUGAGGCUCUAAAGAGAGCUGGAGACCGGAUGCUGGGCUCCUUCCCCUCAGUGGUCCCUCUGGUUCUUCAUUCUUCCAUCAGCUACCUUGGCUUCUUCGUGAGUGAGGGCCCUGCAGAUGUCAUCCGGGAAUUCGCCACGAUAUUCGCCACGGAGGCAGCUGUCUUAGCAGACUGCACCGUGAAGCCCUGUACCAAGCAGCUGCACCUGACACUGGCCCACAAGUUCUACCCCCACCACCAGAGGACUCUGGAGCAACUGGCCAGGGCAGUGAACCCGGGCCACAGCUGCCAAUGGACCGCAGCCCUGUACUCGCGGGACAUGCGCUUCGUGCACUACCAGACCCUGAGGGCCGUAUUUCAGUACAAACCCCAGAACGUGGACGAGCUGCCACUGAAUCUUGGCGACUACAUCUUCGUGGACCCCACUGAGCAGGAGGAAGCCAGCGAGGGCUGGGUCAUUGGGCUCUCUCAGCGGACCGGCUGCCGAGGCUUCCUGCCUGAGAACUACACGGAGCGAGCCAUCGAGUGUGACACCUGGGUGAAACACAGGACGUACACCUUCAGUCUGGCCGCAGACCUGAACUCCAGGAAGGACGGGGAAGCCAGCAGCAGACAGAACGGGGAUCUCCAUCCUCUGCCAAGGCCGCGGAGCGCCAGCAGCCUGCAGGCUUUACAGGCUGCCAUCGCGAGGCGAAGUGUGCUGGUGGUGCGCCACGGGGAGCGGGUGGACCAGGUCUUCGGGAAGUCCUGGCUGCAGCAGUGCUCCACGCCUGACGGGAAAUACUACCGGCCAGACCUGAACUUCCCCUGCAGCCUGCCCCGGCGGGGCAACGGCCUCAAAGGCUUUGAAAACGAUCCGCCAUUAUCGUCUUGUGGAAUUUUCCAAUCCAGAACUGCAGGAGAAGCACUACUGGACAGCGGCGCCCGGAUCACCUCCGUGUUCGCCUCCCCGGCCCUCCGCUGCGUGCAGACCGCCAAGCACAUCCUGGAAGAGCUCAAACUGGAGAAAAAAAUGAAGAUACGCGUGGAGCCCGGGAUCUUUGAAUGGACAAAAUGGGAGGCCGGCAGGUCCACCCCGACCCUCAUGACCCUGGAAGAGCUGAGAGAGGCGAACGUGAACGUCAGCACGGAGUACAGGCCCGCAUUCCCCUUCGACGCCCUCCUGCCAGCCGAGAGCUACGACGAGUUCGUGCGCAGGUGUGCGGUGAGCGUGGAACACAUGCUCAGCGGCUGCCCGCAGGACGCAGGCAUCGUCCUCAUAGUGGGCCACGGCUCGGCGCUGGACUCCUGCACGCGCCCGCUGCUCAGACUGCCGCCCAGAGACUGCACGGACUUCGCCCAGUUAGUGAGAAAGAUUCCUUCUCUGGGAAUGUGCUUCUGCGAAGAAAUCCGAGAGGAAGGAAAGUGGGAGCUGGCGGCCCCUCCUGUGAAGACACUGACCCACGGCUCCAACUCCGCGUUCGACUGGAGGAACUGGAUCCUGGGCAACUGAGAGCCGCUGUCCGGCGGCCAGGUCACUCGGCUCCGCACGAGGAGGCAAAACCCGCGCAGAGGCUGCGCAGUGCUGAGACUUGGCGCUCUCUUAGCCUCGCCGAAUGUGACUUGCAGAAGCACAAAAAGCACUUUCGGAGCCCAGGGAGCCUGCUGUCACUGUCCCUGUCACGUCCGUUGCCACCACCUGCAGAUCAGCAACCCCGAGGGCCCGGCUGCAGGCGCCACCUUGCCCCGUGUCUGUCACGUGGCUCGGAGGGAAAGGAGGACUGUGACCCUCAGUUCCAGGAAGCCAAGACCCACCACACCCACGCCAAAUAGGGUAUCUCCACUUGAUUUUCCAUGCCUUUAUCCGUCAGGUUCCCGGCCGUUUUUCCCUUCUCUAUUUUAAUCACUCUUUGGCUACGUCCACAUGAACAGAAAGAGGUAGGAUAGUCACUAAAACCAAAUGAGAAACUAUUUAUAAGAUCAAAACCAGGAAGCUGCUGCUUGGGGUCCACCCCCAGCCCCCGCCCAGCCCCGAAUUAGUUUUUGGUUGCUGCGGUGACAAACACCACACGGAGCGGUGGAGACAACACACAUUUUAAAACACACACACACAUACACACACACACACACACACACACACACACACACACUUCAUCCUGCUGCACUUCUGGAGGUCACAAGUUCUAAUCCAUGUCAGCAGGUCCAUGCCUUUCGAAGGUCCAAGGGCCAGUCAUUUCAUCCCCUUCUCCAGCUUCAAGAGGUGCCCCAGUCCUCGCCCCCUAGCACCUCCCUCCAGCUCCAAAGCCUGCGGUGUCCCCUCUUCAAACCUGUCUCGUCCCUCUGCUCCACCGGUCACGUUGCUUCCCACUUCUGACCUCCUGUCUCCCUUUUGUGAGGUCUGACGGCUUCUGGAAGUGGACAUCCUAUCACCAGGGACCCCUCCAUCUGCCCGUGACCUCAUCUCCUUGAUUCUCUCACCAGCUAAUCCAGGAUAAUCGCCCCAUAUCAAGAUCCUUAACUGAAUCCCAGGUGCAAAGGCCCUUCAGCCUUGGAGGGGAGCGUGCGCACGGGCAUGGGGUUCAGAUGUGGACAUCUCUGGGGCUGCCCUUGAGCACACACACCCCCAACCCAUCGGGGCUGCAGUCACUGGUGGGAGGGUCUGAGACACCCCCUAGUAGAGGUCUUUUUUAGCUUCUCCUCUCUGCUUCAAUCAAGUGGAGAGGGGAAGUGGGCUUUGCAAGUGGGGGGAGCAGGUCCUUCCCUGGCUAACAGGGGAGACAAACCAGAGAGGGACCCGCCAGCAAGGUGAGAUGUGCCCAGGUGGGUGUGAGUGAGAUGCGCACCUGACUCGGAGAGGUUAGUCCAGACGGUUUGGGGGGGGGGUUCCCAGUGGUGUCCUCCCACCCCAUCCCUGCUGAAGAGAAAGACUAGUCCACGCCAGGGCUCAGAGAUAGGACGUUGUUACCAUAGGAUGUGCCGCUCAUCCCUGUCACUCUGCUUGCUCUCCGGAUGGCCCAGUGCCACACCAACCUUACUAACCUCGAUGAUGAAUAAAAACUUGGCCAGUCAAGUUCAUGGACUGUGGGGUGGUCUAAAGAUGUCUGGAUUCACCCUCCGGGGGGUGAGGCUCCUGAGUCUCAUGCCCUUGGGUAACAAGAGGGGCAGAUAGUGACCCUUGUGAGAGACACCAAGGUGCACUUGGAUCUCGAUCUCAAGGUCAAAUGCACAGGAAACACCGUUUUGUCUAUAUUCUAUAAUCCUGGUCUGACAAGACACCCCCCUCCCCAUUCUGCUGCAGUGACAGAAGCGCCUCGUCUGGCCAUACUCAGCUGCCAGAAUGAACCCCACUGUAAGGACUGCAUCCUGGGGACAGUCCUGGGGAGGCAGGGCCGGAAGUGGACGCUGACCACUAUUUGGCUUUUAACUCUUGUGAACUAAUGGAUAACCAAAACUUAAAGGAAGGAAGGAAGAUCUCAGACCUCUCUCUUUUGUCUUUCCUGUGCCCACUGGUCCCUUGUAUUUAUGAGCCUAGUCUGACCCCUGCUGACGUCAUCUGGAAAUGGAUGCCCUGUUAUCAGGGACCCCCUUCUGACCUCAUGGCCUGGAUUCUCUCAUAGGGGGCCUUGAAAACACAGACCUGGAGAGAAACCCCUCAGGCUUUGCUUGCAUCCCCGCCCCCACACCGGGAAUGUUAAUGGUGGUCAUAUAUGGUGUGGUCUUCACGCCUCAGCACUUGGCUCUUUUGGAAGAUGGAAGGUGACGAAACUGGGAGGAGGAGCUGGCCUCAGGCUGGGUCACCAGGGAGCUGAGAAGCCUGACGCAGUGCCUCUGGCGGAAAAGGACGCAGGGACAGGCCUGGGGCCGCAGCCCCCUGGCCAGCGCUGUCCUGUGUUUAUCUGAGAAGAGUCCUCAUGACUUUCUCCUGCAGUAAGUCUUAUUUUGGAACCAAAUUUGAAAUGUCAUAGAUAUGAUUCACGUUGGUGAAUUUUAUGGGCCGAGUGGUAUGUGUGUGUCCCUCACCCAAAUUCAUACGUUGAAGUCCUAACCUCCAGCGUCUCAGAAUUUGCCAUUAAAGAGGUAAUUAGAGUAAAACGAGGUCACUGGGGUGGGUCCGGACUGGGGUGGGUCCGGAUCCUCUGUGGCUGCUGUCCUCAGGAGGAGAGAUUGGGACACGGACACGCAGGGAGGGACACCCAUGUGAGGACACGGGGUUUAUCCCGAGGCCUCUGCACACCAAGGAGGGAGGCCUCGGGAGGAAGCGCCCAGCCGAGACCUUGACCUUUCACUUCUGGCCUCCAGAAAGGCGAGCACAUGAGGA
This is a messenger RNA of Artibeus jamaicensis (Jamaican fruit-eating bat), 4698 nucleotides long. It is a transcript of the gene UBASH3A, whose product is annotated as ubiquitin associated and SH3 domain containing A. NCBI's taxonomy places the organism in Eukaryota, Metazoa, Chordata, Mammalia, Chiroptera, Phyllostomidae. The record is from RefSeq and is a predicted model, not a curated record. Gene Ontology annotation, cellular component: cytoplasm. The transcript has 14 exons. Gene Ontology annotation, biological process: negative regulation of T cell receptor signaling pathway. Bases 19 to 1893 code for a protein of 624 amino acids. Gene Ontology annotation, molecular function: protein binding.